Molecule: messenger RNA, 249 nt
Organism: Truncatella angustata
Lineage: Eukaryota; Fungi; Ascomycota; Sordariomycetes; Amphisphaeriales; Sporocadaceae
Product: ubiquinol-cytochrome-c reductase complex subunit-domain-containing protein
Exons: 2
Coding region: 1-249 (82 amino acids)
Biological process (GO): mitochondrial electron transport, ubiquinol to cytochrome c
Source: RefSeq, a predicted model, not a curated record
AUGCAGAAUCAGGCGACUGACUUUCGUGUUUUCCUCAGGUACCACUACCAGCCCAACCUCGCAGGAUGGACUCCUAAGCAAUUGACCGGCCUUGGCUUCAAGGCUGGUGCUUUCGGUGGUGUCGCUCUCUUCGCCGUCAUCUUCUACGCCUCCGGCAUCCCCCGUGUACAAGACGACAUCCUCAAGAAGAUCCCCGGCCUCAGCGCAUUCUACGACAGAAGCGUCCCCGCCUCCGACAACCCCUUCUAA